CGCUGUUGAAUCAACAACAGAAAUUCGUGAAUUAAACCCGCUACUGUAUACCUCUGUAGGAUAAAAUUAAAGGAUAUAUAUAAAGAAGAGUAAGAGUGAAAAGAAAGAAGUGAUAAAAUAUUUACACAUACGCUCUGUCGUACAUCAAUCGAGAAUGAAAAAUUAUUGGAUGUGAUAUAAAGAAUACGUAAACAUAGAAGUAGGAUGGUGGAUGGAAUUUAAUUUAUCGUUUUGAAGUGUGAAAAAAAGUUAAAAUUUCGGAAGUUUAAGUAAAUUUAAAUAAAGUUGUUCUCCUUUCAAAAGAGAAAGUUUAAAGCCACAGACAUGGCUGAUCGUGAUACAAAUGAAAGUUGGACAAAUCGAACGGAUUUGUCGACAUUAGAUAGAAUUGAUUCCAGUGAAUUUGUUACAAUAUCCCCACUACAUUACCUAUUUGAGAAUGUGACAAUCACAAGUGGUAAUAUGUCAAGUCAAAAUCAUAUUCAACAACAGCAACAGCCAUGGAUAACAAUGGCAUCGCGUGUGAUUCCACUAUAUUCAUUAAUUUUUUUAUUGGCUGUGAUCGGAAAUUCCCUUGUCAUAAUGACUCUUGUACAGAAUAAGCGCAUGAGAACUGUAACAAAUGUAUUCUUAUUAAAUCUUGCCAUCUCAGACUUACUUUUGGGAAUAUUUUGUAUGCCAAUUACGCUGCUAGGAAUGUUAUUGAGAGAUUUUAUUUUUGGAGAAAUUAUGUGCAAACUCUUACCAUAUCUACAAGCAACAUCGGUUAGUGUUUCAGCAUGGACUCUAGUUGCGAUAAGCGUUGAAAGGUACUAUGCCAUUUGUCAUCCAUUAAGAUCGAGGCGAUGGCAAACGCUGAAACAUGCUUAUAAAUUAAUCAUACUUGUUUGGCUAUCAAGUUUGGUGUUUAUGUCGCCAAUUGCAGCUCUCAGCAAACUAAUUCCGACAAGUCAAGGUCACAGAAAAUGUCGCGAACUUUGGCCCGACGAGUCAAUUGAGUUUGAGAAAAUUUUCAAUCUCUUUCUCGAUAUGUUUUUACUGGUGCUACCAUUAUUUGUGUUAUUUGCAACAUAUUUUAUGAUAACAAGAACUUUAUGGCAGGGUAUAAGAACGGAAAGGGACGUGAAAAAUCAAUUAAGCAAUUAUACGAAAUGUUUAUCCAAAAAUUCCGUAGAGGUCUAUAUACGUAACGGUGGUACAAAGAGUCGAUGCUCUCAAUAUUGUGGUACGCGUAAAGGUUCCGAAGGGAAUUUAUCAUUGCAUCAAGUACAAAAUGGAUCACAAGAUGUUACACCAUCAAUACAGAAAAAUGAUUCGAGCCGAAUUAAUGGACCGAAUUUGCGAAGAUCAAAUGCCGAGAAAAGUCUUCUGAACAAGAAACGUGUCAUCAAGAUGCUGUUUGUUGUUGUACUUGAAUUCUUUCUGUGCUGGACACCAUUAUAUGUGAUAAAUACGAUUGCUCUCUUCGAUCCAAUAAUCAUUUAUCAAAAUCUAGGAUAUACGGCAAUCAGUUUCUUCCAGUUACUGGCAUAUUCAUCAUCAUGUUGCAACCCAAUCACGUAUUGUUUUAUGUCAACGGGCUUCAGAAAAGCAUUCGUAAAUUUAUUCCGGUGCUUACGACAAAAUCAUCAUCAACAGAGACGACGUGUUAGUUUGAGUUGUUGUGGAGCAAACACACUACCGAAUACAGCCAUGUUAAAUCCGAUACAAAACGGAAAUGAGACAAACAUACACAACAGCGGCUUGCUAAACUCAGGAAGUGAGACAUUCGAUUUAUCACGACAUGAUUCAUAUCGUAUACAUAAGCGAAAUGAUGACAAUGAUGAAAGUUUUAUGAAGGAAUCAUUAAAGAAAUGAGUGGAAAUAUGGAAAAAAUGUAAAAAUGGUACAAAUGAAAAAUUAUCCAAGCGCAUUUUUAUUAUUUUGAAGAGUCAGCAUAGAUCAAUAUUUUACUAAACUCAUAAUAUUGCUUUCAUUUUCCAUUUGCUGUACUUUUAAGAAUUUUCAGAAUAAACACUCAUGUGAUAUGGAAACUCCUGACUUGCUGGUCGUUUCUAUAACUCAACUUUCAUACUGCAAAGGUUACAACUUUCAUUAAAUCCAGACGAAUGAAUCAAUUCGUUUAAACUCAAUGAAAAUUGAGAAUAUUCUGUCAAAUUAAUAAAAAUGCGCUAAACCACAUUGUUCUGGGGUUUUUAAAAAUUCUUGUGAAAUGCAUCGAAACUUAUUUUUCUUAUUUUAAGCUAGAUAAAUGUUCAAAAACAGAUAAAUAAAUUUUAUUAAAAAACUGAGAAUUUUAAAAAAUCCCGGAAUCUUUAUAAAUAAUU
Molecule: messenger RNA, 2327 nt
Organism: Chironomus riparius
Lineage: Eukaryota; Metazoa; Arthropoda; Insecta; Diptera; Chironomidae
Source: the annotation of a GenBank genome assembly